AUGCCAGGUCCCAAGACUGGAGGGCCUGCCCCAAUACUACAUAAUGGAGUUAGAAACGGGCCACCGCCGCCUCAGAAUAUGAAUGAUCCAAAUGUUAAACAUAAAAUGGUACGAGAUCAAUUGAUGAGAGACUGCUAUUCAAAAUACAUAAUUGAUAAAACUGGUAAGAGAAUACCUGAAAUUGCAUACCAAGGUCACAUAAUUAUUCAAGAAUUCUCAUCAUACCCUUCUCACCCUCCUCCAUCAAACUUACCGAAAGAUCAGAUUGGAUCUGUUAAAAAUAGAGUUUUGGUUAUUUGCAUGAAGCCAUCAGGAAGAGUAAUAUUACAAAAGGGUAAAAAAAAUGAAACGAAAAACAUUUACCAGAUAGGUCGUACUUGGGAUAUGGAUGAAUUAAAAUCAAUUUCAAGAGCAGGAAACGAUGGGUUUAUGUUAAGCUUAAAUAAAGAUUAUUAUUGGAGAUGUUAUGAAAAUUUCGAAAAUCUUUUGAAAUUCAUCAGAUCUUUGGCAACUGCAUACGGUAACUUUGUUGGUUCAUACCCAGAACUCAAUGGUUGGGAAUUACAAGAGCUCAAAUUAAACCCUUUACCUAAAAAACAUAAUAGUGCGCCAUUAAUGGGAAAUCAAAGAAAUGAAGUGGAAGCAUUAAGGUCAAAAUCACUAAAACAACAGCCAGCUGAAAGUCAUUAUAAAGAUAUGGACUUCACUGCAAACGGUAAACUACCUAUGAAACCAAUGAAAAUCAUGCCUACUGACAGAUCCGGCAUGGAUAAUGAAAGCAUUGCUUCAAGUAAUAAAUCUCUACCUUAUGGUGAAAGUAAGGAAUUUAUCGAAAACUUUAUCGAUGAUGGAAAGUUUCAGUCACCCAUUACUCCAGGGCAUGGUAAUCAUCCUUAUCAACAAAGGUCACCCCUCCACGAUGAAGCAUCGAUUAACGAUUCUCAAAGUUUUAUCUUCUCUGUUGAUAAAGCAUCUGAAAAAGCUCCAAGCAUUCAUGAAUAUGCCAAACAAGAUGGUGGCUCAUCUCCUUUACGAUCUUAUGUACCUGAAAAAUCGGAUAAUAAAAAAAUUAGCAGGAGACUUGACUCACCAGAACCUUUGGAACGAGCAGCUGAAUUGGGUUAUAGAUUGGAAGAGCAAUUGGAUAAAGAUGGUGUCCAUUCAUUUGAAAUUUCAAAGCCACCACCAAUAAAUGUUAAACAAAGUGCAUUAUCGCCGGAUUUCGGUAUUGAAGAAGUCACUGAUAGUGACGCAAGUGCCAAAAAGAAUUAUCCACCUCCAGAUGGAAAAGGCUUAGGACUUUCAAGUAGAAAAGAAGUGAGCCCAGAAAUAAUGGGAGAGUCGACUCAUCUAGAAGGAACAAUAGAUACUUCUAUACAAGAAAUAGAGGAUUUCAUGGAUUCUCAAUUACAUUUCGGUAAAAAUGAAAAAUCACGCCAAAUCGAUACUACAAUCAAUGAAUCUACAGAAAACUCGCAUCACAUUGCAACUGAAGAGGAUUUGAAAGAAAUAAUCGAUGAAGAUAUGACACCAGUUGAUCUGUCGAUUGGUUAUUCGCUAGAAGAGGAUGAGAGUCUUUUUAAUAAGCAUGAACAAACAGAUCAAGAUCAUGAAGUGGAACAAGCAUUGAAUAUAAACAAGGAAAAAUCCGAGAAAAACCAAACCGAGAAGGAUGCAGAAUUAGAUGAAUUAUUUGAUGAAGUUGGAUGGAAUAUAAAUGAUACAAGUGAUUCCUUAAUUAAAAAAUUUAAUAAAGAAUUAAAUGGUAUCAAGCAUUCAAAUGUCAAAGAGUUGGUCAACUUAGAUUUUGGUAUGAACUCAUCAUCUAAUGAUCUCAAGACUUCUUUAACAGAAAUUGAAAAUCUAAAUCAUAUUUUCAAGAAAGUUGAAAUAGAUUUCAAUUUUUUGGCCCCUGAAAUCAAUUUAAUCGAAAAUAAUUCAAAAGGUUUACAAGUUAAAUCCGUGAACAAGAAAGAUUUGUGGAGAGAAUUGAAAACCAUUUUAGAAAAAGUCAGUGUAAAUAGUAAUGACUUGAGGUCUAUUGAAAAAUUCAAGUCUUUUAAUUCUUUAGAAUAUAUUCCACAAUUGGAGCAAUUACUUAUUGGAUUAUAUGGAACAGUUAACACCAAAGAUAUAAGUAACAUCCAAGCUUUAAAACAAUAUCAAUCCAAUUAUCAACAUGUUAUAUCAGUCUUCUUAAGACAUUUUAAUGUUUUCAUCAGGGGACAGUUUCCUACUAUAAUUGCCGAAUUAUCACUGAGGAGAGAAAGAGCAUUCCCCAACGAUGUUUUGACAAAAUUGAAGAUGUUUUUAUCAUACUCCGGUAUAACUUAUUUUAUCAAGAGUGUUUCAUUGAUCGACUUUCAAGAUUUCAAAUCAUUCAUUAAUGGAGAGCUUGAUAAAUUUUUAGAAUAUCACCUUAGCGUUAAGUUGAAAAAUAUCAAAUAUUCUGAUUCUAUAUCCAGAUUAUCUCAGUCUAUCGAAUCAACGUCUAUUAGAAAAUCACGUACACUUAGAUUGUCGGUUAAAAGAGAUAAACUCAUGAAUAAGAUUGGACUCAAUGAAGAUCAUGGUGAAAAUCAACCGGUUGAUAUUUACGAAAAGAAACAAAAAGGUAAUGAAAUUGAAGAUCCUAAAAUUAUAAUAAAAUUAAUCAAUGAAGCAGGAGAUUUGAUAUCGAGUAUUCAACUUUUCCUUGCUAAUUUUUUUCAUUAUGAUACCACUCAGGAUUUCAAUGAUUUUAUAAAUAGGCCAUUUGAAGACCGAGAACAAGAAUAUAACCAAUUAUCGAUUCAUACAAUUGACGAAAAGAACUAUUCUAAUGAUUUAAUAUCCAAUAUGAACACCGUAUUUGGGAACUAUAUCAAUCUUUUCAUCAAAAAGAUAACACCUACAGAAUUGAUUAUUCCAGUUUUACUAAUUGAAAUUGAUCUGAUAUUCAUUCAAAGUCAAAAAAGAAAUCAAGAAUUCUUAGCCUACAGUUUUUUGAAAAAAAUAAGUGAGAAAUUCAAAGGCUUGUGGAAUAAGCUUAUCAAAUCACAAGUUGAUCUAUUAAACAAAGCUACCAUUAAGGGUAAAAGUGGAAUUUUGCCAAUCAUUAAGAACUUUAACCAAUUGGUUUUUUUGACUGAAUCAUCAAUUCAAAGAUCUAAUGUAACCGAAGUUCAGUCGAUGUUGAGCUCGUCGUAUAAAGACUUAACAGAAGCAGUUAUACACUUAUGUUUAAGAGAUGAUCCAUUAUUGAAAAAUAAUGACCACGAUGAUAAAGAACGAGAAUUAAGGAACGUGUCAAUCAUGAGAAACAUUUUCUUUGUCACUCAACAGUUGUCUGAUUUAAAUACUGAAUCAUCAAACAAGAUGCAAAAUCAAUUUGAUAUGGUGUUCAAAAAAGUUCAAGAUACCUAUUUUGAAAAAUUAAUUAACCAUAAGAUUGGAAAAUUAUCUGAUUUCAUAAAGAACUAUGAAAUGGCUGCAAUUCUGGGUCCUUCAAAGAGUAAGAGAAAUGAUAAGAAAUACUUGAAAACUUUAUUAAGUAAUUACACCUCCAAAGAUAUUCAAUUGAAAGCUCAUGAAAUCUUUAAGAAGUUAGAAAAAUAUAUCAUCAGUGGUGAAGACAUGUUUGAACAAGACUUAUUGAAAAAAUUAUGGAAUGAUAUGGAGUCCCAAUUCAUCAAUCUUUUCUAUAGACUUAAUAAUAUUGUGAAAUCAGUCGAUAAAGAUAUUGACUACAAUAUUAGUAAGCAAGAAAUUCACCACAUCUUCUCAUCUAUAUACUCCACUAGGUAA
Molecule: messenger RNA, 3786 nt
Organism: Hyphopichia burtonii NRRL Y-1933
Lineage: Eukaryota; Fungi; Ascomycota; Pichiomycetes; Serinales; Debaryomycetaceae
Gene: SEC3
Product: GTP-Rho binding exocyst subunit
Exons: 1
Coding region: 1-3786 (1261 amino acids)
Biological process (GO): exocytosis; Golgi to plasma membrane transport
Cellular component (GO): exocyst; plasma membrane
Molecular function (GO): phosphatidylinositol-4,5-bisphosphate binding
Source: RefSeq, a predicted model, not a curated record